AUUCGACGACGCGGACCAUUCGUUUUUUUCUUUUUGAAAUUCAAAGGUUCGGAUACACGCGUGUCGGAUGCCGCGGUGUCAGCCUGUAAAAAUCGAAGCAGAGCCGAGACAACAACAGUUGCGCUAGCCGUGCUAACCGAAUAAAAAUAUAAAUAUUACACCCCCUCGGGGUAAUCAAAGGUGCGAAAGGUGCAGUUUUAAAAUCAGCUAUUGAUGAUAGAGCUCCCAAAUAAUUGGAAAAUAAAACCGAAUUCCGCAGCGAAAGUGGCAAAGAGCUCAGUGCGUUCGUGUGUGGUAGUGAGUGAGAGGGAGUGUUGUUGUUGACAUUUGGCCAGAAAUCAUUUGGUUGGCUUUGUUUUUGUUGUGGCCACCGCCAGAGCUUAUGCAAAUGUGCUGCUGUGCGCUGCUUGUGGCAACAAAUUGCACUCGAAGCUGAGGCUCUUAUGAAUGAAUGCUUCUGCGUCCGGGCGGGAGUCUGAGUCCGGGGAAGCAACGUGAGCUCCGGAGACCGAGGCGCAGACCGAGACUGAGUGGGAGCCGGUAACGGAGACUGGAAGCCCCGUCGUUCGCAUCCCUCCCGUCAAAAUGGCCUUCAGCUAUGCGUGCCUGGUGCUGCAGCGCGUCGUCGUGCCGGCGGUGCUCGUCCUGGCUGCCCUGAUGCGACCAGUGGGCAUAUCCUUUGUGUACAUGCUGAUGUUCUUCGUGUCGCCGUUUGUGCCGCUGGCCACUCGCCGCAACUUCAAGGGAUCAGUCACCGCCUUCUUCCUCAUCCUGCUGGCACUGAGCACCCUGGUCCUGCUGGGUCACAUAACCCUACAGAUACUGGCGGUCAGUGUCACCCUGCCCAUCUACAACUGUUCCUUCAGCGAACGCCUGCUGAGGCACAUAGGCUUCGUUAGCUUCAUAGAUCUGAAUCCCAUGGCCAUUAUUGAGUGGCUGGCUCCGGAGGUCCUCGUUUUUGCCACUUCCCUGGGUUCCUAUCUGACGGUGAAGCGUGUGGCCUCCCAGACCGUCAGCUCGGAGCAGCUGGAGAACGGAGAGGUCACCGAGGGGCAGGCGGAGAAUGCUCAGGCGAACCAGACGCCCGCAACGGACGCCAAUGGCGGAGGAGAUGUGCAGCAGGCCACUGCCACAACGCCGCUGCAACAGCAGCAGCAACAGCUCAGGAAGCGGGUGUCCAUGAUCAGUCAGCACAUCCACUUCGAGGGAUUGAUUAAGAUCUCCCCCCUGUUCUGCCUGGCCACGCUCUUCUUUGCCGCGGUGCUGCGUCCUUCGGUCCCAGGCGGGUUCUAUUUUCUCAUUUUCCUGCUGGCCGGCACUUACUGGGCAACCUGCCAAACCUUGCAACGGGGCUUUGCGUUGCUGCUGCGGUUCGUGAUGGUCGUCCUGGUGCUGCACUCGCUCUCCAUCGUGUCCUAUCAGACACCCUGGAUGCAGCUCCACCUCAAUCACACCGAACUGACGGCUCGACUGAUUGGACUGGAGCCGCUCAUUGAAUCCUACUGUGGAUCGGAUAUACGAAUUAUGUAUUACAACAACACCUUGUAUCUGGACUCUUACCUCAAUCCCUUUGCCCUGUUCUUUGCCUACUUUGCCCUGGCCCUAACCACCAAGCAUCUCAUCAAGCCGCGGUUGGUUCGCCAGAGCACUCGAAGGUCCCGCACCCCACAGCCCCUGGAGAGUGGUUCAUCGGUGCCAGCCAGCUCCACUCAGCGCGGCAAUGACAUCCAGAUGGACUCUAUGGAGCAGCGAUCCGAGCAGGAGAACACCACCACCUCCAUUCUGGAUCAGAUAUCGUACGGAUUUGUCAGCGUGGGCGGUUUCAUCUACCAGAACAGUUACAUAUUCACCAACAUUCUGAUGAUGGCCUGGUCCAUUGUCUACCACAGUUGGCUCACAUUUGUGCUGCUUCUCUGGGCCAAUGUCCUCUGGAUGAUCCCCAAUCAACGCAAGGCCAUGAUGCGCUCCAGUCCCUUCAUCGUCCUCUACGCCGAAGUGCUGCUGGUUGCCCAGUACAUCUACGGCAUGGAUCUGGACAAUAGCGAGCUGCCCACGAAGGUUUCCACGGCGGGCAUCAACCUGCAGCAGAUUGGAUUCGAGCGGCCCAAGGAGAACCAGAUGCGUCCGUGUGUGCCGCUAAUCGUGAAGACUGCCUUCGUUCUGAUGUUCUGGGUGACGUCGCGCCAGUUUUUCAAGGAGAAACGCGAUCGUCGGCGGGACAGCACCCUGGCGGACAUAAUUGCCCCGCUGCAGAUCACCGUGGGAUCAGCCGGGUCCAGUUACCUCAUCAACGACGGCAAGAAGACUUCAAAGUUCCUAAAGAAGGCCGGCGAUGUGAUCAAGAACCUGCUGGUCCGGCUCUGGAUCUGGCUGCUGGUGCUCGUUAUCUUUUUGUGUGCGAUCACCGGCGAGAAUAUGACGGGCUUCCGCAUCUGCUACAUGGCCCUGUUCCUGUUCUUCUUGCUGGUAUUCCAGUCAUCGUCCAAGGCCUGGGUGAAGAUCAUGUACGGCUUCUGGCUGUUCCUCAUCUUCUACGCCAUGUCCAUCCUAAUCUUGAUCUACACAUAUCAGUUCGACAAAUUUGAUACAUAUUGGAACGACUACCUUAACGUGUCCAAGACGCUACAAAACGACAUUGGUCUUAAGCGGUAUCAGACCAAGGACCUGUUCCUACACCUGGUCUCGCCCACAAUCAUUGUGAUCCUGACCGUCAUCCAGGUGCACUACUUCCACAAACGUUUCAUCGCCUCGCUGCAACAGCAGCCGACACCUGGCGGCUCGGCCACGCAGAAACCCACGGAGACAACUGCCUUGGAACCAGCCAAUCCCUCGAGGCGACGGGGCAGUGCCAAUUCCUUGCGCCGCUCGCAAGGACCUUCAGCCGAGGCAGCUCCGCCAGGUGCCACCACAGAUUUCGAGACUUCUGUCCGGGAUUUGGUGCGCAUUUCGUUCCGGAAGAUCAAGAACAAGUCCGAGUAUAUAUUCAAGAACUUCAAGGACGUCUUCUGGCGCUUCCUGGAGCUGCACAUCAUGAAGGCCGUCUACAUAGCCGCCUUCGUCUGCAGCGUCAGCGAGGUGUGUGUCCUGCACAUUGUCUUUGUGGGCUUCUGCGUGCUGGGCGCCACGUCGCGCAAGGCAGUCCAGGUGGUGAUCAGCCGCCUCAUCUCGUUCAUUGUAACUAUUAUAGUGCUGUCCAAGAUGAUCUACCAGAUCGAGUACCUCAGUCACUCCCAGUACAAUGUGGUUUGCUCUGAUAACCGGACCGCCAACAAUGCCGAAUGGGUGGGCCUCACCAAGGCCGACAAGCUGGAGGGUGGCCUGAUGAGCUUGCUCCGAACUUACAUCAUCUACAUGGUGAUUGUGACCCUGCACGCCGUCAUCACCUUGCGGCAGCUGCAAAUGCGGGUCAAGAUUGGUGCCCUGAACGCCCCGCCCACCAAACUGCUCUUCCCGCACAUCGUGCGAGCCGAUGCCGAAAAGGACCUGGUGGGUCUGGUCAAGUACCUCCUCAACUUUGGCUUCUACAAAUUUGGCAUCGAGAUAUCCCUGAUCGCCUUGGUAUCCACCAUCACAUAUCGUCAGGACAUUGUGGCCGUGGUGUAUGCCCUCUGGCUGGUGGUGCUCCUGCUGCUGCGGCGCUCCCAGUGCGCCAAGAUCUGGGGCGUGUUCCAGGCCUUCUUUGCCAUUUCCAUACUGACGCAGUACAUCGUGUUGGUGGGUCUGCCCCCCAGCUUCUGUACGGUUUAUCCUUGGGACAAGGACGCCUUUGGCGAGAGCAUACAGCGCUGGACUAUGCUGCCAGGAGCCCUGCACUUCAACCAUGUGCCCAAGCUGAUAUUCGAUUUUAUGGUGCUGGUUAUCCUGAACCGCCAGAAGAGCAUCUUCUGCAUAGAGCAGCGCUAUGCCAGCAGCGAUGAUUAUCCCGGAGGCAGCAACCGCAGUGUCAUCGCGGACAUUGCCCAGCUGGGACGGGUGCCCUUCGACAAUCCCACCCACGACUUCUGCUCCUACAUCCGCAACUACUCCGAUAUACUGAAGAACGGGGUGUUGUGCGGCUUCUACUGGUUCACCCUGGCGGUGGUCUUCCUGGCAGGCACGAACAUUGCGGAUCUGCUGGCCCUUGGCUAUCUGAUCGGAGCGUUUGUCUUCCUCUGGCAGGGAUCCGACUUCUAUCUGCGGCCCAUCCACACCAUCAUCAGUCGCUGGAAGUGGCUUCUGGCCUUCAAUGUGACCAACAUCCUGAUCAAGACGAGCUUCCAAAUGGCCGGCUGCCUGUUCAUGACACCGCUGACGACGCACUGCUGCUGGCUGGUCCACAUGCUGGGCAUCACCUGCACAAGCAACGUGCCCCCGAUCGUCUCCGAGGUAUUGGAGGAGACUAUUCAGCCGGGCGAGUGCCCCAAGAUCACGCACCAGGUUGUGCUCCUCUGGGACACCAUUUGCUUCGCCUUUAUCAUCUUCCAGCUGCGCAUCUUCAAGUCGCACUACUUCUGUCACAUCAUCACGGACACAAAGGCCAACAACAUCUUGGCUUCGAGAGGAGCUGACAUCAUUGAGAGCCUGCGGCAGAAGCAGAUCACCCAUCGGCACGACCACGAAAAGCAGGUGCUCCACAAGAUCAAACGGAAAAUGGAGCGUAUUCGGGCGACGCAGCAGAAGAUGCUCCGACCGCUGGACAAGCAGACCCACUUCGAUGGGCAUCCCACGCCCGAAGUGUCGGCCCGAGAGGUGGCGCCUUUGGCCCACACCAGCAGCUUCACCUCGUGCCAGGGCUCCGGCUAUCUGACUCCCGACGAACAGAGCACCUCCAGCUCGCCCAGCAAUUCCUCGCCCGCGAGAGCAUCCAUCCUUUCAAGCACUCACAGUGGCAGUGUGGACAGCGUGGACAGUGCGGAUGCAGCAGUCGUAAUCGAACCGGAAAUCAACGUGAUAGAGUGCGAGGAGGUCGGGGACUAUGUGGAUGUACAGUCGGUUAGUGAAGAGGACACCACGGUGGCACUGCCCGUCAGACAUUUGCCAGUGGCUGUCGCAGCGGCGGACUCGAAGCCCACCACGCCGAGCACGGAGGCGCUGUCGGCUCUUUUGACCGAAGGGUUCCUGGAGCCAAAGAGGAUCUCCCUGGGUCUGGCUCCAUCGGAGGCAAGUGCUCCGGUCACCAUACAGUCGCUGGCCCCACCGCUGGCCGCCUAUGCCACCGCAAUGGCCUCGAGUGCUGCCAGCUCUGUGCUGUCACCCACUCUGACUCCGAAUCUGCGACGUGAACAUCGCCGCCAGUCGUCGACCAAUGCGGCAGUUUCCUGGAACGAAACAGUGUCAAUCAAGCGAUCGCCCUUGAAGAAGCAAAUGUCGGCGGAUAGUCGGGAGGAGGUGGUGACCAUGCGGAACAAGGCGCUGCAUCGCCGCCACCAGAGCAUGGGAAACGCCAGCUACUCGCUGGACGAGGCUGCCCAGUCGCAGACCUUCAGGAAGCGGCUCUCGAGCAACCUAUCCGGGGCCAGGGACGAGGCUGCUCUGCGAUCUGCCCAGCGGCCGCACAGCUGGGGACCCGUGGGUACGGUCUACUAUAUGGAGUCGCUGAUGUGUGCCUUCUAUGAGCCCGCACUGCUGCAUGGACCAUCUACUCGAGCUGGUGACUACUACAUGUUCGAGGAGAUGGAUGACAAGUUCGAGUUGGACCUAAUCCACGACGAGAUCGACUUCCUGGAGGAGGAAAACAUCACCGAGAGCGAAAUGAAGAUGCAGCGCCGCAAGACCCUUUACGACGUUUGGAAGGACCUGAACGAUGCCGAGUAUCGUCGGCAUUUCUACAUGCGAGAGCGAUCCUAUGCCUCCGAGCCGGGGUCCCGCAUAGCCCUGAAAUUGGAAGAAGAGAAGGCCAAGGUUAGCCACGAACUGGGACUAACCACCGACGACGAGGAGGACGACGAUACCAUCGAGUGUGACCUCGGCAUACGCACCUCGACGCUAUCCGAGCCACUCGACUUUGGGCGUCGCAGCCAGACGCUGCUCGAGGUUAAAUCCAAGGACGCCCCAGGACCUGAUUUCCCCUCUACUAGCAAGGGUAUUUCCAAAGAACGCGAUGCUGCCAGUAGCGCUAGCCCGGCUCCCACCCGGGAUGUGGCGGAUCUGCCGGUGAUUCCUCCACCCAUCAUAACCACCACCACCACAUCGGGACUGGGUCGGGAGGCCACAUCGAAGGAGACCUCGGACAGCAAGUCCAAGAUGGAAAUCGACAGCGGUGAGGUGACGGCCAAGGAUUCGGACGAGGACUUCGACACCAAUCCCAUCAUCCGACUGCUCGAGGGCUUCUUGGUGACGCUGACCAUAAGACUGAACCGCUUCUCGCGCAACUAUCGCUUCGUGAACCGCAUCCUGGCAGGCGAGAAGAAGACCCUUAAGGAAUCCAGCUCCUUGAAUCGCUUGGGCCUGUCCAGUGCCGCUGCCAUGUUCCACUUCCUGAAAUCCAACCUCGAAAGCGAUGACAGCGGCCAGCCCGCCUCCUCAUCCACACCACGGCGGGUGGUUGUUGCCCCGCCGAAUGCCAAUGCUCCAGAGCACACAAACACCAGCACUCCACUGAACACGAACACGACAACCACACCGCUAUCACCACCCGAACCACUGCAACCACCAACAACAACCAGUACACCACAGCAACACCAUCAGCAUAAUCGCGCUGUUGACGAAAUCAUCGAGUUGCCUGUAGAUACCGUUGAUGCAGCCACCUCUAGAAAACAAUCGAUCAAUUCAUCGCCGCCAGCCAAGGGCACGAUGUUCAGUCGAAAAUCGGACAGUGGUCUGCCCGAGAUCCGUGUUAAAGCGCCCUCUGUCGACCGCGGAGCGCACUAUUACUAUAAUCAUCACAGUGGCGGUGGCGGCGGCUCGGGAUCAUUGAGCAAGCACUGGUCCUACGAGCAGGUGGACAGCGCGGGUGAGUUCAAUCUGGAGGAGGAAAACUUUGCCCAGCGGGAUCAUCACAUCAUCGUGGAGGUGUUAAUCUCCUCCUGGUACGCUCUGUUGGCCAACACGGAUCUUAUCUGCUACAUUGUGGUUUUCAUCAAUCAGGUCGUUAAUGCCAGUCUCAUUUCGCUGCCCCUGCCUCUAAUGGUCUUUUUAUGGGGCACCUUGUCCCUGCCGCGGCCCACGAAAACCUUCUGGGUCACCCUGAUCGCCUACACCCAGGCCAUUGUGCUGGUCAAGUGCGUCUUCCAGUUCAAGCUCAUCUGGUCCAACUACCAACGGCUGCCCAACAAGCCCCUAUCUACGGCCAAGAUCUUUGGCGUGGAGGAGAAGGCGCACUAUGCGAUCUACGACUUGAUACUACUGUUGGUACUUUUCCUGCAUCGGUACCUCCUGAAAUCUCAGGGUCUGUGGAAGUCCGGCUACAAGGAUACCGAUAACCAGUUUACCAAACCCACCGCCAGCAUUGAUGAUCGCGAGGACAGUGAUAAUCUCUCGCAACCCGACUCCCGCCAGUUGAACGAAGAAGCGGCACAGAAGAUGAGCCUCCAAGUUAGCCAGGCUUCCCUGCCAGGUUCGCCGGAGUACAGCAAGACGGGAAUUAAUCCUUUAGAACGCACGAAGUACACUUCAUCGUUGCACAAGUUCUUCUUCAAUCUGGUUCACAAAUCUCGUCUAGCCACGGAUGUAUAUGCUCUGAUGUUCCUCUGCGAUUUUGUGAACUUCUUCGUACUGCUGUUCGGCUUCACCGCUUUUGGAACCCAACAAACCGAAAGCGAUGAAGGUGUCCAAACGUAUUUGGCUGAGAACAAGGUGCCCAUACCCUUCCUGAUCAUGUUGCUGGUCCAGUUCUUGCUGAUUGUCAUCGAUAGAGCCCUCUACUUGCGGAAAGCCCUCGUCAACAAGAUCAUCUUCCACUUCUUUUCGGUUAUUGGAAUACAUAUCUGGAUGUUCUUUGUGGUGCCCGCUGUUACGGAAAGAUCUUUCAACUCAUUGGCUCCACCGAUAAUCUUCUAUGUCAUCAAAUGCUUCUACAUGCUCCUCAGCUCGUAUCAAAUCAAGUCCGGCUACCCCAAGCGCAUUCUGGGCAACUUCUUCACGAAGGGCUUCUCGAUGGUCAACAUGAUUGCCUUCAAGGUGUACAUGCAGAUACCAUUCCUCUACGAGCUGCGAACUAUCCUGGAUUGGGUGUGCAUAGACAGCACAAUGACCAUCUUCGAUUGGCUGAAAAUGGAAGACAUCUUCUCGAAUAUCUAUCUCAUCCGGUGCACCAGGCAGUCGGAGACGGAUUUCCCGGCUAUGCGCGCUCAGAAGAAGGCUUCUCUUUCGAAGCUGCUGAUGGGCGGUACGGUUGUUCUGCUGAUUGUGAUUUGCAUCUGGGGACCACUCUGUCUCUUUGCCCUGGGCAAUGCCGUGGGCACGUCGAAUGUGCCGUAUCAUGUGUCAUUAUCGAUUCGUAUAGGCCCGUAUGACCCCAUCUAUACCACCAACAAUUAUGACAGCAUCUUUGAGAUAAACCAAACAAUGUACUCUGAAAUGACGAAUGCUUAUAUUUCGGACAAACAGGCAGUGACCUUUAUAACAGGAUACGAUCCAACGGAUGUGGCAGCAGUGAAGCUGGCGGGUAAUUCGCCAUCCCUAUGGAAUAUAGCUCCGCCGGACAGGCAAAGGUUGCUAAAUGAUUUGAGAAACAAUCAUACUUUAAAGGCGCGUUUCUCGUACUCCCUCACUCGCAAAGCUCCUGCCAAGGGGUUGAAGGAAAAUGUGGGUGAUGAGCAUGCCAUUUCCUUGGAUGAAUCUUUCGAGGGACGUGCCGCACUUAUAAGAAUGCUAAGCGAGACCCACGAACUGGAUCAAGCCCCAAUCGUAGAUAUUUCUGCAAAUGGAACUAACUCAACAAAUGGAACAAACCCACAACCCGAUGUGAAAGUAUUGUCGCCUGCCGAAGACAUCGUGGUGAUACCUGGAAUGAUACCCAAGUUCAUCAAGGUUCUAAACUCGGGCGACGCGGCAGUGGUCAGUGUACUGAACAAAAAGAACAAUGACUACCGCCCGCUGGUCAUCAAAAUGCAUCGCGACAACGAGACCAACGGGCUGUGGUGGGAGAUUCGGGACUAUUGCGAAGAUGCCUUCUACACCGAAACCCUGUCCAAGUUCGCUUACAGCAAUUGCACAUCGGGCAUCGUGAUGUACACAUUCAACGACAAGAAGUUCCCAUCGACAUUCAGUUUUCUCACAGCCGGCGGCAUCAUUGGAUUGUACACCACCUUUGUGUUAUUGGCCUCGCGCUUCAUGAAGUCGUUCAUCGGCGGGCAGAACCGAAAGAUCAUGUUCGAGGAUCUGCCCUAUGUGGAUCGCGUGCUGCAACUGUGUCUGGAUAUCUAUCUUGUACGGGAGGCUCUGGAGUUUGCGCUGGAGGAGGACCUGUUUGCCAAAUUACUCUUCCUGUACCGCUCGCCAGAGACGCUGAUCAAGUGGACCCGCCCCAAGGAGGAGUACGUGGACGAUGACGGCGACACGGACUCGAUUCCCAGUCGAAUGAGUGUGCGCCGGCCGGAGCAACUGCAGCAGCCACAAUAACAUAGGUCUAACCCAAACGCUUAAGUAAUCUAGAGUUUUUUACGUAUUUAGUACGUAUUGCGUUAUCGUAGGUUUCAUAGUCUUUUUAAACAUUUUUAUAAACGGAAAGUCACACAAAUCCAAACACAAAGUAACACAUCGCCCAUUUACACAGUUUACAGUCGUUCGAUUUUUUGUCAAGAGUACUGCCCGUCUGUGAAACUGUAGAAGUCGAAAAUUAUUGUAUACACCAACUAUUUUGCAUAUAUUGAACCUAUAUAUGUAUGUAAUUUGUGUACCUAGUUUGUAAGCCAAUGUAUUUAGACUUUAAGUAAGCAAAGUGUUGCUGUUUGUUAGUGUAAAAACGAAUGAUUACUAGUGAAUUGCAAUUCUGCCUAGGCAGAGCAAAACUUAUUUAUUAAAGUUAAUCCUAAAUAGGUGUAAAAAAGGAAGAUCAAGUUGGAGAUACUAACUAUAUUAAUAAUAAUAAUGAUGAAAACUCAUUUUCAGGGAAUUUAGCAUUUUACAGAAACCGUAAAUUUAAACGAAUAACCUAAUACGAAGCAUCCGAGUUAAGUAAGUAGGUAAACUAAUGGAUAGAUAAUGAAUGUUUUAUAUUUUUACGAAUCAAUAAUAUCAUGUGUGUAAUAUUAACUGAUAUGGCUUCGAAUCGCGUACAUUUAUCCAAGCUGCAAUAUGCCUCAGUGUGCCCUUUAUAGAACGGAUUAAAGAUAUUAUGUAAAGAUAUGUUAAUACUGUUUGUUAUAGACCUAGAUCGGAUGGAAAAAUAUCGAAAGCGAAUAUGUUGCAUAUACUAUAUACAGCGUUGACAUUAUUUUAGGCAUAUCAUAUAGCAUAUUUUUGUAUCGAAUGCAAAUAUCAUUUGCUUGAGCGACCAUUUCAUAUCAAAAUUUAAAUGUAGGAUCUAUUUAAUGCUUCAGAGCGUAGGCUUCAAAUCGAAAUUGAUCAUAACAAUUAUAUCUCCAAUAGGCAAUCUCUUACACGUUACAUCGCGCUAACUAAAUCUUUAUGUGCUAUUUUAUAUACAUAUAAAAAAAAAUAAUUAAAAUCGAUUUAUAUAAAAAUCACAAUAAACAAUUUUUGUACCAAGAAAUGAACAACUUAAAUCGUACAUAUAGAAAGUGCAUCUAUUUUUUAGUGUUUAAUUUUCCAUCAUAAGCUUAACUGGAAUACUUACGAACUAAAAUAAAGAAUCGAAAUCUAUUGUACUAAAAUAAAAA
Drosophila bipectinata is the source of this 10760-nucleotide messenger RNA. It is a transcript of the gene Piezo, whose product is annotated as piezo type mechanosensitive ion channel component. Gene Ontology annotation, biological process: cellular response to mechanical stimulus; detection of mechanical stimulus; regulation of membrane potential. Gene Ontology annotation, molecular function: monoatomic cation channel activity; mechanosensitive monoatomic ion channel activity. NCBI's taxonomy places the organism in Eukaryota, Metazoa, Arthropoda, Insecta, Diptera, Drosophilidae. The record is from RefSeq and is a predicted model, not a curated record. Gene Ontology annotation, cellular component: plasma membrane.